GCAGCGCGGAAGGAGGAACUUCAAAAGAAAAAAAUCGCUUCUAAGUGGGCGGGGCGUGAGAGCACCUACAAGUUAUAAGUUUUCGGGUACGUUGACGCCUUUACCCUUUUUGACGGGCUCCGCGUGGAUAAUUUGUCUUCGGGACAGCUUUCUGCACCUCCAGUUUGAAAAAUCCUCAAUCUUCUUACAAUGGCAGCGAUUGGAAAGCGUGGAGCGGUGACUGAGGCGGCCGGUUUUAAUGCAGAGGCAGAUGUCCAGAAACUUCGAGAAGCCAUGAAGGGAGCCGGCACUAAUGAGGAGGCCAUCACCGAGGUCCUGGCACACCGUACCAUCGCCCAGAGGCAGCUCAUCAAAGAGGCCUACAAACAAUCAGUGGGGAAGGACCUGGCCAACGAUCUGUCCUCCGAGCUGAGCGGCAACUUCAGGAGCGUCGUCCUCGGUCUGCUGAUGCUGCCGCCCGUGUACGACGCCUACGAGCUGAAAUUUGCGAUGAAGGGGGCUGGAACUGAAGAGGCCUGUCUGAUUGAUAUUCUGGCUUCGAGGACAAAUGCUGAAAUACAAACUAUCAAUAUGGUCUACAAGAAAGAAUAUGAAAAAACCUUGGAAGACGCUGUGUGUGGAGACACUUCAGGAAUGUUCCAGAGGGUUUUGGUCUCUUUGCUGACGGCCGGCCGCGAUGAAAGCGACAAAGUGGACGAGGCCCAGGCCAUUCUCGAUGCCAAGGACAUCUACGAGGCCGGGGAGGCUCGAUGGGGCACGGACGAGGUGAAAUUCCUCACCGUGCUUUGCGUGAGAAACGAAAAGCAUCUGCUACGAGUGUUCCAGGAGUAUCAGAAGAUUUCUGGGCGAGACAUCGAGGAGAGCAUUAAGAGGGAGAUGUCUGGCAAUCUGGAGGACGUCUUCCUGGCCAUAGUGAAGUGCAUAAAGAACAAGCCUGCCUUCUUUGCAGAGCGAUUAUACAAAUCAAUGAAGGGACUCGGCACCACGGACAGCGUGCUCAUCAGAAUAAUGGUCGCCAGGGCAGAGAUUGAUAUGUUGGACAUCAAGGCGCAGUUCCUGAAGAUGUACGGCAAAACUCUGUACUCCUUCAUCAAGGGCGACACGUCUGGUGACUACCGCAAAAUUCUGCUGGUGCUGUGUGGAGGAGAGUAAAAAAAAAAACCCCAUCAGAACGACUCCCAGCUCACAUUGUGAGCUGAUUCUUCUUUUUACUUUAUUUUACUUUUCCUACUUCUAUGGCCUUCAGAUUUCACUGAUUGGACAUGCCUUGUUUUACUGUUUAAGCAGUAUUAUCAAUUAAACCAAAGACCAGUGACCUUUUA
This is a messenger RNA of Pungitius pungitius (ninespine stickleback), 1322 nucleotides long. It is a transcript of the gene anxa4, whose product is annotated as annexin A4. Gene Ontology annotation, cellular component: cytoplasm. The transcript has 13 exons. The record is from RefSeq and is a predicted model, not a curated record. The coding region runs from base 190 to 1152 and encodes 320 amino acids. Gene Ontology annotation, biological process: negative regulation of coagulation. Gene Ontology annotation, molecular function: calcium-dependent phospholipid binding; calcium ion binding. Lineage: Eukaryota; Metazoa; Chordata; Actinopteri; Perciformes; Gasterosteidae.